Molecule: messenger RNA, 1344 nt
Organism: Trypanosoma conorhini
Lineage: Eukaryota; Euglenozoa; Kinetoplastea; Trypanosomatida; Trypanosomatidae
Product: alanyl-tRNA synthetase
Exons: 1
Coding region: 1-1344 (447 amino acids)
Biological process (GO): regulation of translational fidelity; tRNA aminoacylation
Molecular function (GO): Ser-tRNA(Ala) deacylase activity; aminoacyl-tRNA ligase activity; ATP binding
Source: RefSeq, a predicted model, not a curated record
AUGGGGGAGCUCGCCUGUCAAAGGAACUGCUUCCUUCGCGAGCUUCGCGCCCGCAUCGUGUCCUGUGAGGCAGUUGCCCCGAAGAAGUCCGGCGGCGGCAAAGGCGGCGGCAACUCCACGGACAAGAGCCCCAGCUACGACGUUGUCCUCACCGACUCUGUGCUUUUCCCGGAGGGCGGGGGCCAGCCCUGCGACUACGGCACAAUCGUUCGCGACAACGCGGAGGAGGUGCCGGUGCGGAACGUGCAGCGCCGCGGCGAGGCCUGCGUCCUCUCGACGCCGUGCCCGCUGGAGGUGGGGGAGGAGGUGGAGGUGCGGGUGGACUGGCCCCGCCGCCUCGACCACACGCAGCACCACUCCGCCCAGCACCUCCUGACGGGCGUGGUGGAGAGCCUGCCGGAGUGCCCGCUGCCCACCGUGUCCUGGUCCCUCACCCACCCUUACUGCUUCAUCGUCCUCCCGACGGGAAAAAAGCUGGCGCCGGCCGUGGUCGCCCGCAUUGAGGAGCUCUGCAACGACGCCAUCGUCAGGGGCGUCCGUGUGCGCUGCGACAACUACCCGAGCAAGGCGGCGUAUGAGCAGGCGCUGCUGGCGGCGGAGGAGGCGGGCGCGCCAAACAGGCCGCGGAGGUGGCGCAACAUUCCGGCCGACGUCACAGGUCCCGUCCGCAUCGUCACGCUGGAGGACGGCAUCGACUGUUGCACCUGCUGUGGCACCCACGUCGACAACCUUGGGCAGCUGCAGAUGAUAAAGCUGCUGCACCAGGAGACGAAGGGGGAGACGCUGAAGCUCUACUUCAUCACGGGCGAUCGCCUGCGUAGGCACUACGGGGAAAUGUACCUUCGUGAGAGGGAGCUCAUGAAGCAAAUGGGUGGGGUACGACCAGAGAACUUUCUCUCCGAGGCGGUGCGCAAGGGACGAGACUUCGUCGACAUGGAGAAGCGGCUCAAAAACUUAACACUCGAGCUCGGAAAGGCAGAGCUUGAAAAGCUCAUCGCCGAGGCGAAGGCCGUCGUGGCGCGAGGCGGUGACGGUGCCAUUGUGACGUACCGCCGCGACGACGUCGAUGCGGAUUUUUUUAACCCCCUGCGGGAUGGAAUACGGGAGGCGUGCCCAGACUGCGUGACGGUGUUUGCGUGGGGCAUCCCCCCGGCGACGGGCAAAGUGGGCGGGGCGAAGAGCGGCCAGUUCCUCAUCGUCGGCCCUCCUGACCGGGUGGAGGCGCUGGCGCCGGUUGUCUGCACAGCGCUGGAGGGGCGGGGGGGGAUGUCAAAGUACGGCUAUCGCGGCAAGGGAAGCCUUGCGGGUUGGGACAGGCUUUUGGAGCAACUGCGCUCUUCAUGA